GACGUCUGACUGAGUCUAACACUGGACACCGGACUUAAAAAUCCACCUAGAUAACUUUGUUGUGCGUUCAUUCAUAAAUCUAUUCUUGACCGAGUGCUCCGUCCAAAUUGUUUAAUUUUUCAUCCAGUAGCUGCACAUCAGCUCAACGACGAUGGCGGUGGAGUGCAGCAUGAGCAAAGACGACGUCGAAACGCUUGUCGGCCUGUUGAUGGAAGACUGUAAUAAAAUUGUAGACCAGCUUGACUCUCUGAAGUAUUUGAAUUAUAAAAUCUUCGCCGAUGUUUGGAAAGACAUGCGAUUCUCCAUGAUUUUCUGGAGACCAACGUUGGAAAUGGCGUUUGAAAAUGCAGAAUUGGUUCUGUUCGUGGUGAAAAACAUGGUUUUGCCGCCCAACACCUUAUCUCGUCGACUAUGCAGCAUGUACCUCCUCUAUGGGGUGUAUGUCAAACAACCAGGAGAGGACUACUGCAAAUUCAAGAUCACUCUAGAUGAGUGGCAGGAAUUGAAUGAGUUAGUGCAAUUCUGCGUGAAGGAGGAAUUGAAAGAGCACGUUUUUAUUUUCUGCAAAUUGAUCCAGAGAGAGGCAUUUGAAUUUUGCAUCAGCCCCAUUGAUUUAACGUCCGAAAAACACAUCGAACUAGCCAGGUCCAAGCACGCAGAUCUCAAAUUCCCUGAGGGUUUAGAACUGGGAAAGGAAAACCAGCUGGAGAUGCUAAUGGACUCUGAACUGUUCCUAAAGCUUGCAAAUGUUGAGAAGGCGUACAAUGACAACAAGUGCCUUGAUUUCAAGGGCGAGCUGGAGCCAAUCAUCGACCUCGCCACUCACUUGAGGAAAAUCUGCAUUUCCAAGUCUGGCAAGGAAUACGAAGGGCUGAGGGACCGCCAGAGAAGUGCCAAUAUGGCCGCGCUUGAUGAGCAAGAAACGUCGUUGACCCCAAUUUCCUCGAAAACUGGCAGCAAGAAGAGUCCUGCCUCCCUCACCUCCUACUCGUCACUGCCUACUGCUGGCGCGUGUGCUCUGCUGCCGGAGGUCUCUGAAAAGAUGGGCAGGUCAAAGAAACCCAAAGGCUAUGCCAUUUCAAGCAAAACCAAGACUCCAGCUGAACUGAAGAUUCUUUUACCUCCUGAAGGCUAUGAAUAUGUGCACUCCAAAAACAGCCGAACUCUGUUCAGGAAGACAGUGCCUAGCUUGGAAAACAAAGUCACCACAAAUAAACUUGUCUUGAAGAAGAAAAGGACAUCUGGAGGAUCAGUUGCUUCGGUUGAGAGUGCUUCAACGGUGACCCAGAGCAGUGUCUCCUCUCCCGAGACCAUGAGCUCAAAUCAAAGUAUGCCACUGCUGUAAAAUCAGCCAAGCAUAAAUUAAGGCGGUUAUCUGCCCUCGGCCCGUUGGUGAUAAAAGGACAAUGAUGCAGGUGUGCGGCCACCAACACCUCUUGAGCAGUCCGCCCACCAGCGUUAUGGGCCCACUUUCAAUUUAACUCGAGCGCAGAAUUUGUUUACUGCUGUUUUCAACCUUUUCCGAGACUGCAACACAAUGAAGUAAUAAAUAGCGAACAAAAUGUGUUUUCAUGUGCGAACUUUGAAUGAUUUUGUGCUCAAAAUUAUUUUUCAAAUCCACUCCACCUUCUCUCCAGUCUGCAAAGCACUAAAAAAGUGUCACAAAUUUGAUUUAUGUGUCGUAAUAAAAGGCCAAAAA
Messenger RNA from Cloeon dipterum, 1699 nucleotides. RefSeq lists its product as uncharacterized. Gene Ontology annotation, molecular function: sequence-specific DNA binding. The record is from RefSeq and is a predicted model, not a curated record. The transcript has 10 exons. Gene Ontology annotation, cellular component: snRNA-activating protein complex. Gene Ontology annotation, biological process: snRNA transcription by RNA polymerase II; snRNA transcription by RNA polymerase III. The coding region runs from base 152 to 1345 and encodes 397 amino acids. Lineage: Eukaryota; Metazoa; Arthropoda; Insecta; Ephemeroptera; Baetidae.